AUGUCUCACCAGCAGCACUCCUCAGCGCUGUUGGGCUUGGAGGAUCCAGAAAGCCUAAUACCAGGUCUCCUUAAGCUCAAUCUUGGAGGAAGCGAAGUGGAGGACAGACCGAUGAAGGAAAAUAUCGAGGGAAUGAAGGAUCCUCCUAAAGGAACUCCAGAGUUCGUCCCAAAGCCAGGUUUUGUGGUGAAGACAAUAUUGGAGAAAUGCACCAAUGGAGUGGACAUGCAAGCGCGGGAUGAGAAGGGAAAGCCUCUCGCAGAGUUCUAUGUGAAUGUUUGCUACGACUACAGAGUUUUACCACCACAGACUCGGGAGGGCAAACCGACUAAGGAACUCGAAACCGCAUUCAUACCGGUCUCUAUAGGUCAGCGCCGUGAGGAUAUGAAAGCAACCGAUAAGGCCAUCGGGAAGCGCGUUCUCGUGGAUGUUGUUGUUCACACAGAUGUGAUGGUAAAGGCCAAGGACGACGUCCAAUUCAAGAGGUUUGUUGCCUUGCUAUGUCUAGACCGGUUGAUCGACUUAGAGAGGAUGAUGGAGGCAUACAAUCGUGAAUUCGAGACCCCGACGGAGGACCAGGUGAAAGGCAUCCAUACAACUCUUUCUGCAGUGCACGGGGCGUCAGUAGCCGCCCUUCGCUUCCGUGAGGCAGCGCUGGAGCUCCCCAAGAUAUCGUACAAGGCCGGCAAGCAGCCUUUAUCCCACGUCCUGCAAGCCGAUGCUGACCCCAACUUGGUCAAUGCUAUGCCCUCCACGGAGAAGGAGGCUGGAAAAUCCCCAUCAGCGACACGUUCGCCUGUUGAGCAGAAGCCGCAAGCGUUGAUUAUGCCGACUAGAGGAUCUUCGGAAGGUGGUGAUUUUUUAUUGCGUGAACGAAAGACUGUGAGGCUGCAAUAG
Perkinsus marinus ATCC 50983 is the source of this 897-nucleotide messenger RNA. RefSeq lists its product as hypothetical. The transcript has 7 exons. The record is from RefSeq and is a predicted model, not a curated record. Lineage: Eukaryota; Perkinsozoa; Perkinsida; Perkinsidae. Gene Ontology annotation, cellular component: cytoplasm. The coding region runs from base 1 to 897 and encodes 298 amino acids.